AAAUGAGGAAGCAAAUCCUACACCUGGCAGGCCCGCAACAACAAUGCAGCAAGAUACUGCGCUCCAACCCGACGUCGGAAAAACCAGAUCAGAGAUACAAAUCUGGAAUCAAUUGGUCGACUCCUUUCUUUCGACGCCCAUAUCGAGUGGUCAGACUACACCAAACCCAGGCCAAGUGCCAACUAUCAUAGCUAGAGCUCCUCGCAGGGCAACUGGUCACAAUUGUGUGAUUUGUCAGGAUCCUAUUUUUGGAGAGGAAGUUCUGGCACCAUGCAAUCACUUCUUUGAUAUCGGCUGCAUCACAAAUCUAUUCCAGUCAGCAAUGCGCGACGAACGCCUGUAUCCUCCUCGAUGUUGUCAUCAGAACAUUCCGCUCCUGCAAGUUCGGCCUCACUUGACACAGGCAUUCCUCUCCGAGUUUGAACUCAAAGCUCAAGAAUUUGGGACCCUGAAGCGUGUUUAUUGUGUUAAAUCGACGUGCAGUCGUUUUCUUGGGCCAUUACACGACGGAGAUUCCAGCAAGAUAUUCACAUGCCCGUCCCCUAAAUGCAAGACGACAACAUGUGGAAAAUGUCGCGGGAGAUACAUAAGAUCUACCCACUCCUGCACUCCAGAUGCAGAGACUCUGGAUGUACUCACGCUCAGCCGCGCUUCAGGAUGGUCCCGCUGCCCAGGGUGCGCUCAGAUGAUUGAGCUUAGUAUGGGGUGUUUCCAUAUGACUUGCCGAUGCAAGACAGAGUUCUGCUAUUUAUGCAGAGCACUAUGGAAGACUUGCAAGUGCCCCAGAUGGGACGAGUCUAGGCUGCUCGUUCCUGCAAGGUGAGAGCGUGGGAGGUAUAUGCAAUGUGUGGUUGAACCACCACCCGUUACUGGCCCUAUCGAUUCCCCUGACCCACGUAAAGCACUGGUUUGGUGUUCUGAAAAGAAGCACGAUGAGUACUAUUGAAGAUUUGAAAUAGCCAUCAGGGAGUAAAUUCUGCAAU
Suillus subaureus is the source of this 983-nucleotide messenger RNA. RefSeq lists its product as uncharacterized. NCBI's taxonomy places the organism in Eukaryota, Fungi, Basidiomycota, Agaricomycetes, Boletales, Suillaceae. Gene Ontology annotation, cellular component: ubiquitin ligase complex; cytoplasm. The transcript has 5 exons. Gene Ontology annotation, molecular function: ubiquitin conjugating enzyme binding; ubiquitin protein ligase activity; zinc ion binding. The record is from RefSeq and is a predicted model, not a curated record. Gene Ontology annotation, biological process: protein polyubiquitination; positive regulation of proteasomal ubiquitin-dependent protein catabolic process; ubiquitin-dependent protein catabolic process. The coding region runs from base 44 to 823 and encodes 259 amino acids.